Molecule: messenger RNA, 363 nt
Organism: Hypoxylon fragiforme
Lineage: Eukaryota; Fungi; Ascomycota; Sordariomycetes; Xylariales; Hypoxylaceae
Exons: 2
Coding region: 1-363 (120 amino acids)
Source: RefSeq, a predicted model, not a curated record
AUGACAUCACCAAACCUCAAACCACGGCUGUCCGAGCUUAAACGAUGGAUCUUGAUGAUCGACAAUUUGCGUGGUGGUGACGACGGAGCGGCUGAGGCCGUGACGUCACACUUCACCGGUGGUGUAACCGGCGCCGCCAAGUUUGUCACCAGCACCGUUGGCAACACUGUCGGCGGUGUCGGCCGCACCGCCGGUAACGUCGUGGGCGCUGCCACACGCGGGAUCGGGGACACGUUGACCAGUGCCACGGGGUCCGCUGGAAAACCUGUCGGCGACGCCAUCGGCUCCAUCGGCACGGGUGUCCAGAGCGGCACCGAGAGUGUGUCCAAGGGCGUUGAGAAUGCCGGGGAGUGGAAGCGAUAA